Labrus bergylta (ballan wrasse) is the source of this 1046-nucleotide messenger RNA. The record is from RefSeq and is a predicted model, not a curated record. Lineage: Eukaryota; Metazoa; Chordata; Actinopteri; Labriformes; Labridae.
UUAAUCUUUCAUUGCAGCCAAAACAUCUUUACUGGUUACUGAGUUUAGAGGUGUUCUCUCUCAAACACUAACAGUUCAACAUUCAGUCUUCAUUCCCUCACCUGUUCAUAUCUGAGACAUUUUACACCUGGUGAACAAUCUGCGUCUGUCCUGAUGAUGAAAAAGAUGAAGAUGGUGAUGAUCUCUCUGACUGCAGGAAGCUGAAAACACUUUUCUCUGAGAGAAUGAGACCUGGAUCAGCUGCAGUGUUUCUGAUUCUCCUGAUGAACGUCUCCACAGGUCAAACUCUGACAUGUGGUCCAUAUCAUUAUGAGAUACAUGAUAGAUGCUGUACUAUGUGUCCAGCUGGAGGUUGGGUUUAUGCAGACUGCACAGACUUCAGAAGUACUCUCUGUAAGCCCUGCCCUGAUGGAACCUUCAUGGACCAUCCGACUUACCAUCCAGUCUGCUACAUCUCUAAAAGCUGUGAUGAAGGUUCUGGUCUGAAGAUGAAGACGUCGUGUACAAAAGUAUCAGACACAGUUUGUGAACCUCUGGAAGGAUUUUACUGCUCAGACUCUAGAAAGGACGACUGUGUGGAAGCAAGGAAACACAGACACUGUGAACCAGGAGAAUACAUCAGAGAACACGGAACUUCCUCCACAGACACCGUGUGCUCGACCUGCUCUGAUGGAACAUUUUUAGAUGGGACGUUUACAUUUUGUCAGAAACACAAACAAUGUGAAUCAGAGGGUCUGCUGCUGCUGAGAGCAGGAACCAAGACAGAGGACGCUCAGUGUGGAGAUAUACCAUCAGACUGGACUGGACUGAUAGUUGGUGGUGUUUUGGGGCAUUUAGCUGUCGUGCUUGUGGCAUUAACAGCAUGGUUUUGCAGAGAGAAGAUAACAAGUUUUCUAAACAGAAGAAAAAAAAGUUCAGCAGGAACUCCUGACGAGGAGCUAGAUACCGCAGGAAGACGGAUCCCACAGCCCAGGACCCCUCUCACCCACUCAUCACAGCCCAGGACCCCUCUCACCCACUCACCACAGCCCAGGACCCCUCUCACC